Messenger RNA from Diceros bicornis minor, 568 nucleotides. It is a transcript of the gene S100A11, whose product is annotated as S100 calcium binding protein A11. The record is from RefSeq and is a predicted model, not a curated record. Bases 97 to 399 code for a protein of 100 amino acids. Gene Ontology annotation, cellular component: cytoplasm. The transcript is spliced from 3 exons. NCBI's taxonomy places the organism in Eukaryota, Metazoa, Chordata, Mammalia, Perissodactyla, Rhinocerotidae. Gene Ontology annotation, biological process: regulation of cell population proliferation. Gene Ontology annotation, molecular function: calcium ion binding; calcium-dependent protein binding.
GCGGGGCCGGGGAGGAGCCGGGCCGCCCGCUCAUAGUUCGCCGCGCCGCUGCUCGCUCACAGCCUGCGCGCCUCGCUCCGCUCCGACGUGGCAAAAAUGUCCAGCCCUACAGAGACUGAGCGGUGCAUCGAGUCUCUGAUUGCUGUUUUCCAGAGAUACGCUGGAAAGGAUGGGAACAGCAGCAAACUCAACAAGGCCGAGUUCCUAACCUUCAUGAAUAGAGAACUGGCUGCCUUCACAAAGAACCAGAAGGACCCCGGUGUCCUUGACCGCAUGAUGAAGAAACUGGACAUCAACUCUGAUGGGCAGCUGGAUUUCCAAGAAUUUCUUAAUCUUAUUGGGGGCCUGGCCAUAGCUUGCCAUGAGUCGUUUCUCAAGUCUGCUCACUUGCAGAAGUAAAUGUAAGGAGCCCUUGGGCCUGGCCUCCAGACCCACUCCCUUUCCUUCUAGCCCCCCGGCCAUCAUCUGUUCCUCACAGCCCACACGCACCCUGAGCCCAGCACACCUACCACCCCACGCCAGCCACUCCUGCUGUUAUUAAUAAAACAAUAUCGUUUUUUAAAACACA